AUGGCUUCAGCCAGUGGAACAUUUUGUGGUGUAUGUGAAACCCAAUACGUGGUGAAAGAAGCCGUCAUCUGGUGUCCUGAAUGCGAUGAAGGAUUAUGCUUAUCAUGUGAAAAGCACCAUCAAGCUUCCAAAACCUCAAAAAAUCAUGAAAUAACUUCAGUAAAGGAUUAUCGACAAAUACCGUCAUCCAUAACAAGUAUAACCCAAUAUUGCUCAGACCAUGAGAAAAGGUAUCAGCUCUACUGUUCCCAGCAUGAAAAACUCUGUUGUCCGCUUUGUAUUUCAAGAAAUCACAAAACAUGUGAAUUGGUGGCAAUUGAUGAUAUUGUCAAAACGUCGAAGACUUCAGCAUUAUUUGACAUUAUGGAACAAAGUUUACAAGAUAUGAAGGGAAACAUAGGAAGAAUAGUAGAAGACCGGAAACUGAAUAUGGAGAAAAUUCAACAACAGCGACAGACAUUCCAGACAGAUAUACAAAAGAUACGUGAUAAAAUAAACAAGCACCUAGAUAAACUUGAAAAUGAAAUACAACAGGAUAUCCGAGAAGCGGAAAAGAAAGUCCAAUCACAAAUAGAAAGACUUCUUUCGACAUUUUACGACCAUGAGAAGUCAUUAGAUGAGCUUCAGAAGAAUAUUUUGGCGACGAAAAGUUUUGCAACUGACCUUCAAACAGUUCUUGGCGGUAAAAUGUUAGAGGCAGAGAUCCAAAGAAAAGAGAUGAUUAUGCAGUCUUUAAUAGAAGAUGGAAGCCUACAACAAAUACAAUUACAAUGUAUAAUUGAUGACAAGAUAUCUGACAUACUCUCAAUCAUCAAGUUUGGAGAGAUAUCAAUUAUAGCAAAUCCACCGACGAUCACCUUGACGAUGACUAGAGACAAACAAGCUCAACAAAUGGUACAAACGAUAUCAAAAACAAUCAAUGACAUCAAUCCUACUUUAUUUGAGAUAGUAAAAGAGGGGAUAACAAGUGGAAUCACGGGCUGCACUGUCAUGCCUACUGGGAAAAUGGUGUUUGUAGAUAAUGACAAUAAUCGUCUUGUAAUCCACAAUGAAAACGGAUUAAUUGAUUUUGAAAUACCUGUAGCACGUAGGCCUGUAGAUGUUACAUGUAUUGAUGAAAAUACCGUCGCUGUAACGCAUCAUGAAUGGAUUUAUUAUAUAGAAAUAAUCAACAUCGCCAAUAAAACGAUUGUUAAAAGGAUUAAAACAUCAAAUGUCUGCUACGGCAUUACAAAUAACAAUGGAAAAUUAAUAUAUUAUGAAACAGGAAGUGGUAUUUUAACAGUAGACGUCAAUCAUGAAAGUACUAUCACUACAGUAGUUAAAGUCGAUGUCAAGCAGCAUUGGAACUAUGUUACAGCUGCAAAAGACAAAAUUUACCAUACAAACCCCGUCACAGAUACCGUCACAUGCUACACAGUCACAGGACAGAAGGUUUGGGAAAAAAACGAACCAAUUUUGAAAAUAAUUCGUGGAAUAGCAAUUGACAACGAUUCCAAUUUGUAUGUGGCAUCUAAGGGGAGAAACAAUGUCGUCGGACUUUCACCAGACGGAAGGCACGCCCGUGAAUUGUUAGGAAAAGAAGACGGGGUUGAUGAGCCUGUUGGUGUCUAUUUUGACCAAGGAAGAAAAAUUCUACUUGUUAGUAACCACCUUUGUGGAACAGCCUUUUUGUAUAACAUUUAA
Mytilus trossulus (common blue mussel) is the source of this 1686-nucleotide messenger RNA. RefSeq lists its product as uncharacterized. Gene Ontology annotation, biological process: protein monoubiquitination. Gene Ontology annotation, molecular function: ubiquitin protein ligase activity; zinc ion binding. The record is from RefSeq and is a predicted model, not a curated record. The transcript has a single exon. Lineage: Eukaryota; Metazoa; Mollusca; Bivalvia; Mytilida; Mytilidae. The coding region runs from base 1 to 1686 and encodes 561 amino acids.